AUGUCAGGUGGUCAAUUACCAGAUAGAUCCCAUCCUGCCAUGUCCAACCAAGCCGUCGACACUCCUGCCUUGAACCUCAAUUCAAACGGCAUCAACGGUGCAUCUCUAGUACCAACUCCUGACCCAGUUCUACCCAUCAACGGCUUUGCUCAGGUUCCUGAUCCUUCAUUUAUCAACAUGCCACUCCCUGUCAAUGGAGCCGACCCUUCAAUGUUUGCCAUGCCACCCGUACCUCAGCAAGACAUGUCCAACGACGAGAUUGCCCUCUACGACCGGCAAAUAAGAAUAUUAGGUUUUCAGGUUCAAGAGAAGUUGCGCCGAGCAAACGUCCUUCUGAUCGGACUCAAAGCACUGGGGACUGAGAUUGCCAAAAAUUUAGUGCUUGCGGGAGUGGGAACAUUGACAAUUCUUGAUGGUGAACUGGUCACGGAAGAGGAUCUGGGCAGCCAAUUCUUGGUCUCUGAAAAGCAGAUUGGACUCAACAGAGCAGACGCCGCCUUGCCCGAAUUAAAGAAACUCAAUCCUCGUGUUGAAUUAUAUGCUGAUCCAACCCCGGUUGUCACCAAAGACCCUGAAUACUUCUCAAGCUUCGAUAUCACAAUUGCCACAGACCUCCUCAUGGAUAUUCUGAUCAGCGUCAACAUGUCGUGCAGAGUUCACCAACGAAAGUUCUAUGCAGCAAACACUUAUGGAAUGUACGGUUUCGUCUUCGCAGAUCUAAUUGUCCAUGAUUACAUUGUCGAGAAACCACGGAGCAACAAGCCCGCCAAGGUUGGAGAUAUGGAUUCGUCGACAAAUCUGGUCACUGGUGUCAUGUCCAAGAAGGAAGGUGAGACGGAUAUCGAUAUCAUCACCCAUCAAGAAACCUACUCUCCGUUGCAACUGGUCAAUUUGUCUCCCUUAUCGGCCAAGAUCAGAAAUACUCGCAGAAGUCGUGUCCGGGUUCCUCCACUGCUAUCAUGCUUGCGCGCCCUCUUCGAAUUUCAGACUCGAUCAAAUGGAAGAUUCCCCGGACACAAUCAGGCGGAUCUUGCAGUCUUCACCCAAUUGGUCAACGAGAAGCAUCUAGAACUUCAAUUACCGAUCGAGACUCUACGAGCCGAAUUUCUGCGAAGUUUCUUACAGAAUCUCGGUUCAGAACUGAGCCCAGUGGCUGCUUUCCUUGGUGGCUUUAUUGCUCAAGAUGUCAUCAAUGUACUUGGUCAGAAGGAGCAGCCUCUACAAAACUGGUUGUUGUUCGAUGGAGAAGAAUUUGCAGCCUCACCUUUCAGCCUUCAUCCUAUCAACGAUGAUGCCAUGAGCAUGAUCAGCACUAAUGGAAUGGCAGCUUUGCCAGUGGAUGGCUCUAUCCCAGUUGCCUAA
Exophiala bonariae is the source of this 1362-nucleotide messenger RNA. RefSeq lists its product as uncharacterized. The record is from RefSeq and is a predicted model, not a curated record. Gene Ontology annotation, biological process: protein sumoylation. The transcript has a single exon. Bases 1 to 1362 code for a protein of 453 amino acids. Gene Ontology annotation, molecular function: SUMO activating enzyme activity. Gene Ontology annotation, cellular component: SUMO activating enzyme complex; cytoplasm. NCBI's taxonomy places the organism in Eukaryota, Fungi, Ascomycota, Eurotiomycetes, Chaetothyriales, Herpotrichiellaceae.